AGUGAGUAAGACUCAAGAGAUUCGUUUUGAUCAGGCUAAACGACGCAUUUUUCACAAAAAAGAACACAACCCUCUCAACCUUAUACGGCAUAAACUUGCUACUGCGCAAAGAUAUUGGUUUAUGUUUUCAGAUUCACAAUUUGUUCUUAAACCCAUCAAACAUCUUCUUUACAACCACGGUCUCCAUCAUCGAAAUUAUAAGUUUUGGACACCCUUUUUUGGACGCUCUGGUAAAAGAAUUACGACUACCACGCUCGACGAUACUUCAUCACCCAACAUUAAUUAUACAGUGGCCCCCUAUAACCCAAUCCCUAAUAUGUUUAUCCCUCACAAAUAUAGAAAUAUAAUUCCUAAGGAACCGCUUUACACAGAGGAGGGUGUAUAUAUAGUUCCAGGUUCCAGAGAGUGGUUUACUUAUAUGUAUAAUUUACACAUUAACUUGUCUCCACCACUUACAAAAGCGCAACGUCGCGAGAAGAAUAAACUUGAGCGUAUCAGAUUAGACAAGAAAGAAGCAAGUUUUCAUGGGUCUUCAUUUAAUCGUUACCCUACACGAAAACACUUGGCGUUUACAUUAACCAGAAUUAACGAGCGUUUUCACGAGGAAAUGAUGGAUUAUACAAAUCAAUAUUUGGCAUCUGACGAUGAAAAGAUCAAAUCAGACAUUUAUAAAAUUAUGAGCGAUUUUACCAUAAGAUUCAUUAAAGGAUCUAAAGGGCGUGUUAGCGACGUCAAACGAGCAUGCUACCUUCCUCCAGGAGCGACUGUGGACACUUCCGACGAUGCUAAAGAACUUGAACUCAGACCUAAAAAAAGAAGACUUUCUUCGAAUACUAACCUUUACCCAUUAAUUGACAACACCGAACGAUUUAAACGUAGACGUUUCUAUCCUGCCGUUAUGGACGACUCAACAGGAGCGGAGCUUUAUUGAUAUUAAACAUUUAUAUUUGAUUUUGAGUCAAAAUUUUUUCUACUUACCAGUAGUUUAUUUCUACAUCUUAUUUUCUUUUUAUUAUUGACACCCAAUUUGAGUAACCAAAAAACAAUUUAGAAUAGUGUGAACCAUUCCAACUCUGACAGUAUUUACAGUUGGCGCCCUUUUAGGCGAAAGAAAAAUAUGGGAUUUCUCACCCCUUAUAGAAGUUCGAUUUUUUACAUAGUGGUUCUUUUUUUACACAUUUAGAAGCUAAUGAUAUCAUUAAUUAUAAUUCUUCUUCAUCAAUAGAUAUUUGUUUAUUUUAUAAUGUAUAGUUUUGCCACACUUA
Molecule: messenger RNA, 1265 nt
Organism: Rhizophagus irregularis DAOM 181602=DAOM 197198
Lineage: Eukaryota; Fungi; Glomeromycota; Glomeromycetes; Glomerales; Glomeraceae
Source: RefSeq, a predicted model, not a curated record